CCGCCCCUGGGCGCGGGUUUAAAAAGGGCGAAGAGAAGCGGUGCCCCGAGCCGCAGCGGGAGCCGCUGAGGCCCAGCAUACACCAUGGUCCGGAGCACGGGGGGCACCCGGCUGCUGGGCGGCUUCCUGCUCUGGGUGUUGCUGGCUGCCGGUGUCGCCCCACUCACCUGGGACCUCCAGGAGGCCCGCAGCCACGCAAGCAAGAUCCGUGUGCACCCGCGAGGCAAUCUCUGGGCCACCGGUCACUUCAUGGGCAAGAAGAGCCUGGAGCCCCUCAGCCCAUCCUUGUUGGGGACAACGCCCCACACCUCCCCGAGGGACCAGCAGCUGCAGCUGAGUCAUGAUCUGCUCAGGAGUCUUCUGCUGAGGAGAGCCCUGGGCAUGACCCUCGGCAGCCCAGCACCCCACACCCAGUACAGGAGCCUCCUGGUGCACACGCUGCAGAAGAGACGCCCGGAACGGGGCAGGGGGCACCACUCGGCUUGGAUUUCGCCCACCUGGCAAAGUGGCUGAAUGGGUCCCCCGGGGUAGUUCCAUCGAGAUGCAAAUCCCGAGCUCCUCCACUGUGAUUUCUGGCCUGGUCGCCAGGAAUAUCCCGGAUGCAGACACAAACUAAGCUCUUGCUGUCUUUCUUGCUUCCCCGGUGAAGUUGUGAAUAAAGCCCUGCUCUUUA
Molecule: messenger RNA, 673 nt
Organism: Heterocephalus glaber (naked mole-rat)
Lineage: Eukaryota; Metazoa; Chordata; Mammalia; Rodentia; Bathyergidae
Gene: Nmb
Product: neuromedin B
Biological process (GO): positive regulation of hormone secretion; neuropeptide signaling pathway
Cellular component (GO): neuron projection
Molecular function (GO): neuropeptide hormone activity; neuromedin B receptor binding
Source: RefSeq, a predicted model, not a curated record